Phyllopteryx taeniolatus (common seadragon) is the source of this 11239-nucleotide messenger RNA. RefSeq names its product thrombospondin, type I, domain containing 7Ab (gene thsd7ab). Gene Ontology annotation, biological process: actin cytoskeleton organization. The record is from RefSeq and is a predicted model, not a curated record. The coding region runs from base 799 to 5877 and encodes 1692 amino acids. NCBI's taxonomy places the organism in Eukaryota, Metazoa, Chordata, Actinopteri, Syngnathiformes, Syngnathidae. Gene Ontology annotation, cellular component: plasma membrane. The transcript has 30 exons.
GCAGUGUUCUAGUCAUUUGGGAUAUCAAAUUGAAAAGAUAAUUGACCAGACGGAGUGCGGACUUUGGGAACGUACAAGUUAAUAAAGCAGCUGGAACGGAGAAUGAGGGUGGUGGUAUGCAUGGUGAGCAGAUACUCACGACUGACAGAAGUGUCCCGGAAAUGUCGAAAUUCACCCUAAAAUGGAAGACUUCUUGUGGCAUGAUCCCGAGAGAUGUUUGUGGAGGCCUACCCGUGCCUACUAAAGUCCAUGUUGCUCCGGGAACUCCAUUUCAAAUCAAAGUUCCGUUGUGGCAAUUUUGGUGGACUCGAGCUGUAAUAAAAGGACAGUGAAAGGUGGACAAGAGAGGUAAUGCGAAUGGGGGGGGGGGGGAAGUAAGACAGCGGAAAGAGCAAAUGAGUGAGCGAGGUGAGAGAGAGAGAGAGAGAGAGAGAGCGAGGCAGCACACUGCAGAUCCUCGCCCACUGUCGCCUCUCCGCCAGCAGAGGAGAUGACAGCGCAGGAGGGAGGACGCCAUGGAGGAGCCUCUCUGGAGCCUCCGACAGCAACUCUCCCGCUGACCACCACCACCUCCUCCUCCUCCUCCUCCUCCUCCUCCAUCCUUCCAUCAGUCUCCAUGUGAGUGUCCUUCAACUGCCUCAAAGUGAACCGGGCUCCACUUCUUGUUGCCUCUUUUAUAGGACUACUGCUCCCCCCCCCCCGCCGUUUUUUUUUUUUUUUUCCUCUCCUGACCUCCCUGAGCUGAGUGGAUUUACUUUAUUUUUUUUUUUUUUUUUUUCUUUUCUUUUCUCCCGGACUAUGGAGCCGACGGGGUGGCGGCGGAGGGGGGGCAGCUGGCACCUCCUGGUGUCACUGCUGCUACUGCUGGGCUGUGUUUUCCGGCGGGAUCUCGCACAGACGGACGACGGCGGGAAGUCGGUCUACUUCUGGGAAACAGGUCCUUGGGGGAGGUGCAUGGGCAGCGACUGCGGCCCCGGAGGAAGCCAGAGCCGGGCGGUGUGGUGCGCCCACGUGGAAGGCUGGACCACGCUUCACACCAACUGCGACCAGUCUCUGCGUCCCUCCAACCAGAGGAACUGCUUCCGCGUGUGCGACUGGCACAAGGACCUGUACGACUGGCGCCUGGGCCCCUGGAACUCAUGCGUGUCCGUGUCCUCCAGGGCGUCGGGGGCCCCGCAACCCUUUACCUGCAGCGGGGGCGAGGAGGGCAUCCAGACACGGGAGGUGGGCUGCACCCUCAAGUCGGAGAGCUCUCCAGCCGAGAACGCCAUCUGCGAGUACUUUGAACCCCAGCCCCGCCUGGAGCAAGCCUGCCUGAUCCCGUGCCCUCAGGACUGCGUUGUUUCAGACUACUCCCCGUGGACAUCCUGCUCCAAAACCUGCGGGACGGGCCUCCGCAACCGUGUCCGAAGCGUUCUGGUCCCGCCCCUUUUCGGAGGAUCCAUCUGCCCCAAUCUGACCGAGUUCCAGUCUUGCAAACCGGGGCCCUGCACGGGGCCGGAGGGCAUGUACAGCCUCAGGGUGGGCGCCUGGACACCCUGCGUCCUGCCACAGACCCGGACGACGCGCCAGGCCAAGCGGCGCAAGGGGAAAGGCCAGGGAGGUGCCAAAGAUCCCGAGACCAGGGAGCUGAUCCAGAAGAAACGAACCAGGAACCGCCUGAACCGGCAGGAGAGUUCCUCUUGGGACGUGCAGGUGGGAUACCAGACCCGAGACGUCACCUGUGUUCACAGGAACAGCAGCGGAGUGCCACGGAACUUGUGCACGCCAAGGGAGACACCACUGACCAUCCAGUCGUGCGUGUUGCCCAGAGACUGUCAACUGAGCGAUUGGAGCGACUGGUCGUCCUGCUCCAAAGCUUGCUCGGACUCCGACUCGCCCGGGGGCCGACGAGAGCGCCGCAGACGAGUGCUGCAGUGGCCUACGGGUGAAGGGGCCGAGUGCCCGAUACUGGAAGAGCGGGAGCCCUGCGAGCUGCAGGCGGACGCCGUGAUGCCCUGCGCCGUCUACGCCUGGAGGACCACCGAAUGGUCUGACUGCCGGGUGGACUUGCUGCUGGGUCAGCAGGACCGCCGUCGCACCAACCUGACUGGACUCUGUGGUGGGGGUCUACAGACUAGAGAGGUCUACUGCGUCCAAGCAAACGCCGAGCUCCUCAAGUACCUCAGCGACUUCCAGGAGAAAGACAAAGCGGGUCAGACCCAAAGACAGCCGAAGUCUAGUGUGCCCCCGCUCCUCUCGGUCUCCUUCCACAUUACAGCGACGCGUCCGGUCGAGAACCGUCUGUGCGGGGGUCCCGUUCCCAACCGGUCGCAGCUGUGCCAGGUGGCUUGUCCGGUCGAGUGCCAGGUGUCACCUUGGGGCGCCUGGGGGCCGUGCACCUUCGAGAGCUGCAACGACCAGUCGGCCAAGAAAGGUUUCAAACUGAGGAGACGAAAAAUCACCAACGAGCCAACGGGGGGUCCCGCCAACUGCCCGCACCUGGUAGAGGCGCUGCCUUGCGACCAGCCCGCUUGCUACGGCUGGCGGCAGGUCGGCCUUGACCGAUGCGUGACCGCAGAUCAAAAGCCGUGCGGUCCCGGAACGCAGCUCGUUCGGGUCCAGUGCGUUAACAGCGACAGAGAACCGGCGGACGAGAGCCUGUGCUCGUCCGCGCCUCCUCCGGAUCCCGUGGCCUGCCAGGUGCCUUGCUCGCGGGACUGCGUGCUGAGCGACUGGACGGUGUGGUCCAUCUGCUCGCAGACCUGCUCCAGCAAGACCGUGGAGGGGAAGCAGAUGAGAACACGAUCCAUUCUGGCUUACAACGCCGGCGAGGUCACUGCCAUGGUUGUGGCCUGGAUCACAGUCAUGGAGGGUCUUUCACGGGUACCCAAGUUUCCGGAACUUUUGGGUGGCGCCGUGUGCCCCAACAGCAGCUCCCUGCAGGAGGUCCGCAACUGCAACGAGCACGCCUGCACCGUGUACCACUGGCAGACGGGCCCCUGGGGGCCCUGCACUGAAGACCCCUCGUCCGCGCCCCUCAACAGCAAUUCGACCGGGGCGGUGGUGGGUUUCGGGAGCUGCUACAAGGGGGUCCAGACCAGGAAGCUCAUGUGUGUGCGCGUCAACGUGGGACAGGUGCCGCCAAAAAAGUGUCCAGACGGUCCUCGGCCGAGCACGGUGCGUCCGUGUCAGCUGCCCUGCAAGAAAGAUUGCAUCAUGACCCCUUUCAGCGAGUGGACGUCCUGCCCUGUGGCUUGUGACGCAGCUGGCAACGCCGUGAAGAGCAAACAAUACAGGAAGCGUCUGGUCAUCCAGGCGCCUUCCAACAGAGGCCAGGAUUGUCCUGAGGCGCUCGAGGAGGAGAGAGACUGCCAGCCACCACAAACGUGCCCAGGGUUCAGGUGGAAGACCCACAAGUGGAGAAAGUGCCAGCUGGUUCCAUGGUUCCUUAGGCAGGACCGACCCGGCGCUCAGGAGAACUGCGGGCCAGGACUUCAAACGCGAGCCCUGUCGUGUCGGCAGCCGGAUGGAACGCAGGUGGACGUGGCCGAGUGUCUGCAGCUGGCCCGCAGCAUGCCCGCCCUCACCCAGCGCUGCCAGCUGCCCUGCCAGGACGACUGCCAGCUGACCAACUGGUCCAAGUUCUCGUCCUGCUCGGCCGACUGCGUGGGGGUGCGCACCCGGAAGAGAGCGUUAAUCGGGAGGAGCAAGAAGAAGGACAAGUGCAAGAACACGCAGAUGUACCCUCUGAGCGAGACGCAGUACUGCCCGUGCGACAAGUACAACGCCCAGCCGGUGGGCAACUGGUCCGACUGCAUCUUGCCCGAGGGGGCCCGCGCCGAGAGCACCCUGGGGCUGAAGGUGACGGGUGACGUCAAGGAGUGCGGGCAGGGCUACCGGUACCAGGCCAUGGUCUGCUACGACCAGGACGGGCGCCUGGUGGAGACCGCUCGAUGCAACAGUCACGGUUACAUUGAGGAGGCGUGCAUCAUUCCCUGUCCUUCUGACUGCAAGCUGAGCGAGUGGUCCAACUGGUCGCGCUGCAGUAAGUCGUGCGGCAGCGGCGUCAAAGUGCGCUCCAAGUGGCUGAGGGAGAAACCUUACAACGGGGGAAGACCCUGUCCCAAGCUGGACCACGUCAACCAGGCUCAGGUGUACGAGGUAGUGCCGUGCCAGAGCGACUGUAAUCAGUACGUGUGGGUGGCCGAGCCCUGGAGUGUGUGGAAGGUCAGCAACGUGGACCUGAAGGAGAACUGCGGAGAAGGCGUCCAAACCAGAAAAGUCCGGUGUAUGCUCAACACCAUCGACGGGCCAUCGGAGGCAGUGGAGGACUACCUGUGCGACCCCGAGGAGAUGCCCCUGGGGGCCCGCGAGAGCCGGCUGCCCUGCCCCGAAGACUGCGUCCUCAACGACUGGGGCCCCUGGAGCCGCUGCCGUCUGCCGUGCACCAGAAGCAACGGUCGCAUUCGUGCGGCGUACACGCUGCGCUCGCCUAGCGCGGGGAGACUUUGUCCCGACACCACCGAAGAGGAACCCUGCGGCCUCAACCUCAACUGCUUCAACUACUUCUACAACAUCACAGACUGGAGCACGUGUCAGCUGAGUCCAAAUGCCGUGUGCGGGCGGGGAAUCAAGACACGCAUGCUGGACUGUGUUCGCAGCGACGGCAAAUCAGUGGACAUCAAGUUCUGUGAGGAGCUGAACCUGGAGAAGAAGUGGCAGAUGAACAUCUCCUGCGUGGUGGAGUGUCCCGUCAACUGCCAGCUGUCCGAGUGGUCGAGCUGGUCUGAGUGCUCGCAGACCUGCGGUCUAGAUGGCAAGAUGUGGCGUCAGAGGUCCGUGGUUCAGGCCUCGCAGGGUGACGGUCGUCCGUGUUCGUCCCCGACGGAGCAGUGGAAGCCGUGUCCGGUGCGGCCGUGCUACCGAUGGCAGUACAGUGCCUGGUCAGAGUGCCGCGUGGAGAGCGUGGUGUGCGGUCACGGCACGCGCUACCGGAACCUCACUUGCGUCGUGUCAGACGGCGGCGGCGGCGAGCAGGACAACGGCGGCCAAGUGGACGAGGAGCUGUGCGGUGGUCUGGAGUUGUCCGUGAAUGGAGACAAGCGCAUCCGGCUGAAGGAGGCAUGCACGCUCCCCUGCCCUGGUGAGUGCUACCUCAUGGAGUGGUCCGACUGGAGCGCUUGCAUCAGCAUCUGCGUCAAGGAGGCCGGCGUGGACUUCGGUUCGGUUCGGGUGCGCUCACGAGCCGUGUUGGCCCAAGAGCCUGAGAACCUGCAGCUGUGUCCCGAUCAGGCCUGGGAGUCGCGACCCUGCACAGGAGGCGAAUGUUUCCAGUACAAGUGGCUCAGCAGUUUUCGGCCCAACUCCUCGCGACCGCUCUUCUGGUGUCAGCGCUCUGACGGACUCAACGUCAGCGGGGGCUGCCUUCCCGUCACCCCCGUGAUGGACGACAGCGGCUGCGACCCGCCGUGUGUCCCGCCGACGUCCUACUGCAGCGAGGCUGGCUUGUGCAUGUGCGAGGAAGGCUAUACGGAGGUGCUGUCCGCGGGCGGGCUGCUGGACCAGUGCGCUCCCAUCCCCGUCCUGGAGAUCCCCACAGCGGGAGACAAGAAAGGAGACGUCAAGACCAGCCGCGCCGUCAACCCCACGCUGACCGCCACCGCACAGCCAGGACGCUCCGGACGCACCUGGUACCUGCAGCCCUACGGACCAGAUGGCAAAUUGAAGAUUUGGGUGUACGGCGUGGCUGCGGGAGCUUUCGUGCUCUUCAUCUUCAUUGUGUCUAUGACCUACCUGGCUUGCAAGAAGCCAAAGCGACCGGAGCGAGCGCGGCAGCAGCAGAACAGCCGUCUGAAGCCUCUGACGCUGGCCUACGACGGCGACACGGACAUGUAGUCACACACAGCUGCGUGCCGGAUGCUUUUUCUUUUGCCCUUUUUUUUUUUCAUUUCUUUUUUUACAGCAAGAAGGCGAGACAGAAAAAUCCUCUUCGAGCACAUCUUUGUUUCAAAAAGUGCUCUCCCCAUGCACACUUCUUUCUUUUUUUAUUUUUAUCGCCUUCAUGACCUCUGCAGUGUUGAGUGAAAUGUUUUUUUUUUCUCCUGUCAUCCCACCCGACCAAGACUUUUUUUUUUUUCCUUCCCCGCUGAGCCGUCUCCGCUGGAGGCUUUACAGGAUACGUCGCAUCCUCUGUUGCCAAAAAAAGAUGAAGAAAAAAACGAAGAGGAGGAUGAGGGAUGAAGGGGAAGGGGAAGAAAAUCUCCAUAAAGGGUUUUAGAAUUCCUUCCUCCGCCCGAAUCCUCGCACUGGACAAAAGAGGGACGCCGCUCUCUCUCUCUCUCUCUCUCUCUCACUCUUUUGUGGUUGUUGUUGGAUUGGGGCGGCCGUUGCCAUGGAAACUGCGCCUCUCUCUGUUUCUGUCUGUCUCUCGCCUCCACCCUGGCUGUGUUUCAGGCGCUAACGUGCACUAUAUUAGUGCGGCACAUGACUGGUGAUGCCAUAAAAGAGGACGAUACCAGCAAACAAGAAGGGUCAACACAAACACGCGAGGAUCACUUGCGAAGGAAUUUUAGGGCCACGCUGGAAUUCAAAACAAAUCCAAAAUUGCUAUGGUAAUAAAAUCAGACCCCAGUUGGAAUUUUUCAAGAAAAUAACCCAUGUGACAUUUUCUCUAAAAAUGUCACUUUUUAAUCUUUAAAAAAUGGGACAUUAUUAUUAUUAUUUACGUAAGAUCAUUUUUACACACACACAAAUACUUCUUAAGGGAAAAGAUAUGACUUAGUUCUGAAUAUAUCUUGACUUUUUUUUUUUUCUUCUCUCGGUUAAAAAAAGUAUUUUUCCCCCUAAAAUAAUACUUUGCUCUUUGCAAGAAUUGGGGGGAAAAAGUUUAUUCUCAUAUUUUGCCUCAUUUCUUAAAAGAAAAAAACUAUUUUCUGACAAUGCAACUAAUUAUCUUUAGAAAUAGAAAAUAUGACUUUUGUGACAGUUUUAGCUUGGACAAUAUGCAACUUUCUUCUUCUCAUCAUGCAACUAUUUGUCUAAAAAAAUCUAUGACUUUGUUUCUCCCCAAAAAGAUGACUUCUCUCCUGAAAACAUGCAACUUUCUCAGAAGCUUACAAUGAUUCCAAUAGGAAGCUAUAUUCUUUUUCUUUUCGGUGUGGCCCUAAUACUCCUUUGUAGAUGAUAAUAAAAUAAUGUACAGAUUUUUUGGAAAUGAUUGAUUUAAAAAAAAGUUAUGGUUUGUCGAGGUCCUCUGGUGUGAUGAUGUUUCUUUCUCCCCAAAUGAAACUCAAAGCUCGAACACAGGAAGUAGGACAUUUUUAUUGGAAGCAGCCAUUUCGGGGCCAAGGGUGCGCCUUCAUAGAUGAACUGCUCCUCCAACUUUUGCCCGAUGCCUACCAAAUUUGAACCAUGUAUACAAGAUUUCUGUGGGUGUAGCGUGGUGGAAAAGGUUUGACGACUCGCCAUAAAAACGGGCAACUAAUGACCCAGCUCCCGAAGCCAGUUUCAUGUAGCAACAUGAAAUUUGGUAGUAUCAUUUUGUCAUGAGUAAACCCACAUAAAAGUCACAAAAAGCCAGGCUUGAUAGCACACAAGUCUGCUACUUUGUUUUGAAGUGACCAUUUUAGGGUCAAUUUGGCCAUUUCCAGGAGUACUCCAAAAACGCCCCCGAAGCCAGUCUAACUUGGGAAGAUGAAAAUCGGUAGGAAUGUCUAUCAUGAGUAGACCGACAAAAAGGUAUCUCAAACCAAUGUCCCAAAAGAGAGACAAAUCUGCAAUUUUGGGUUCAAGUGACUUAUUUUAGUGUCAAUUUGGCUUUUUGGAAAUUCAGCCCUUGAAACCAGUUUCACUUAGCAACAUGGAAUUUGGUAGACUUGUCUAUCAUGGGUAGACCCAUAAGAAAGUCUCAAGAACCAAUGUCUGAAAAGACACAGGAAGUUUGCCACUUUGGUUUGAAGUGACCAUUUUAGGGUCAAUUUGGCCAUUUUCAGUACUUUCACAAGGUUUUGAAAAUUCAGCCCCCAACGCCAAUUUAACUUAGCAAGAUGGAAGUCUGUAGGCAUGUCUACCAUGAGUAGACCAAGAAAAAAGUCUCAAGAACCAAUAUCAGAAAAAAAAAAAGACGGGAAGUCUGCCAGUUGGGUUGAAGCGGGCAUUUCAGGUCCAUUUUUCCCAUUUGCGAGGGUCAUUUAAAGGCAAGCUCCAUCUUAGCUUUGGUCCGAUUGCUACCAAAUGUGUGGAAUUUAUACUAGAUAGACGGAUGACUCGAAAUUGUUUGUUUUUGCCAUUGCGUGUGGGCGAAGCAUAGCUGCCAAGUUUGAUGACUCACCAUAAAAACCCCAAAAGCCCUUAAGGGACUCUUGGAGCGCCCCCUACUGGCAGACAUUAUGCAAACGCAUUAGCUCCCCACUCCCGACGCUCUUCUCCUGACUUUUCUUUUAUCUGCCUUACUGACGAUCACUUGCAGUUUUUCUACUCAAAAGGAUCCAACUAACAUGCAGUCACUAACAAAAUAAUGACUAAUGAACUCAUGUGGUUUUCAUAUAUAAGCUUUAUUAUUAUUCAUGAGGUGGAAAAUAACAAAAAUAAGGUUGGUGUGGGAAACUGUUUACUCUGGUAAAUUUGUUAAAAUAAAAAAAAAGAGCAACUUUUUUAUUUUCUUGUUUUCCGUGAAGGGGGAAAAAACAUUAAAGGUACGUGUACAUUUAUUUUGUAUUACACAGAAAAUGUUUAGUUUCAAUAUUGCAAAAGUGGCUGUAUAAUAUUUUUUGCUGUCCUGAUGCAAGUUCUGUGGUGCAAAAAAAACACAAAAACAACAACAAAUGAGCACGAAGAAGAAAAAAGAGAAAAGCUUGUCUUUUUUUGUACAGGUUGUUUGUGUGUGCGGGACGAAAACGCGAUAAUAAACAAGGGCACGGUGACAACACAACACUCAACACUGUCCUUUCUGUCUUUUAUGCAGGAUGGAAAAAUAUCAGAUGUAAUGCAAAACAUUUGGAAAGUCUUUAAUACCCCUUCACUAUUGUCAUGUUAUAGUUCUUGUACAAAAGUACGGUGGCCUGGAAGUGCAAAACAGUAUAACAAAUUGUGAAACACUCUUACAUUUCAGGAAACAAAUGAACAAAAGCCAAAACACUUUUACAAAAGACGUAACACCCGGAGAGGGAAUGUCCCAGUUCACAGACGUUCUCAGAAAUCCCAUGCCCGUUCUCGGCAAGACCCGCCCCGCUUCAACGUGAUUGGCUCCUGCAUGAACGACAUGCCCAUCCCAAAUACCGAUUGUAUAUUUUUGGGAUAUUGGGGCCCUGAACACCGAGCCUGCAUAGGCGUUUGAUGCUGUAUAUACAAUAUAUUGUACUUGAUCACAUUUCUUCAACCAUAAAACGAUAGAUUAAGAGUUAAGGAAGAAGAAGGUUGUUAAAAGUGAGAGGAUGCCGGCGAGAAUUAAUGGGAAAGUGUGGAUAUAUGCAAGGAAGCUGCCGGCUCCAUUCAUUUGAACGUACCGAGCGAGGGAUCUACCUUGUGUACAUUCUGGUCACAAGCUGUGCUUUUUCAUCGACUGGCACAUUAUACAUUAUGAAUAUAGUUUAGCAUUGACGUUAAACAACAUUUGAUGCUUUACGCACUAUUUAUAUGGCUUGAGCCGAGGCGACGCGGGCACAAACCCGGAAAUGUAUUUUCACCGUGCGUAGGGGAACACUUCUGUGUAUUUUGGUUGAAUGGAACAAGGGACGUGAAGACGCCGUACAACGGGGAUUCUAAUUUUGAAUCGGUGGCCGACCGAUCGGGAAGGAAACAGUUGCCUAACCACACGUACUACGCCAUAGUUCAGUCGGGUGGUUUCCUUGAGCGGCAGAUCAGUCAGUCAGCCGAGGCGCGCACACCAAAAGGAGCAGCACAAUGUCCAUUGAAUUCAAGCAAAACAAAUUUAAUUCUUUACAUUCUAUUUAAUUUCAGUCAUUACUGUUUGUUUUUAUAAAGUACAAUUUUAGAGGGCUAUUUUCCUUACACAUUUAUUUUUUGGGGGAGGGGGGGGGGUGGUGGUUGUGUGAAACGGAUUAAUGGAAUUUUCAUUCGAUGAAUUGAGAUACAAGUGGAUUUUAGUUACGAGCGGGGUCAUGGAAGGAAUUUGUAUCUUAAGGCACCACUGUAUUUGCAUUUUUAAAUACAUUUACAAAAAAAUGAAAAGCGCAAUUUUCACUUAGCCAUGAUAUCUGACUUUGUGUGGGAUUUUGAGGGGGGAAAAUAUUUAAACCAUUUUGAAAUCACCAGUAAUGUAACAGAAUGUUCAUGUGAUACUUUUAAAGCUUCUUUGUGUGAUUGUUUUUGUGUCAUCUUUGCUCCUGAUUUGUUCUUUGAUGCUAUUAAAAAAGGUAAAGCGCACUCUUGCAGUGAUGUGACACUAAUUGAGUUGCAACAUUUCUUUUUUUUAUGCAGCCGAGUGCUUCCUUUAGCUUAGCAGAGAUGCUAAUCGCGCUGCAUUGGAGUGUGACGUGCUUCCAUUUACGAGAUUGAUUUUGACCUUUUCUCUUAUCUUUGCUCUUAGCGCACUUGUUUUUUUUUUGUUUGUUUGUUUUUUUUUAUCUCAAAGGUUUUGUCUCGCAACCUGAAAGACAAAUUGAACAAAAGAUAGCAUUGCUUUAAAAUGUCCAUUGAAAAUAAUUGUAUUAUACAAGUGUUAGCAAGUUUGUUAUUAUUACCUGAAACAAAGAUUGUGUUUGUGUUGUGCUACCGGUAUAUUAAUUUGGCUUUUUCAUGAUGGAUGUUUUUUUUUUUUUUUUUUAGAUAAGAUUGGAGACAAGAUAAGACAUUAUUGAUUUACGUGUCGGAGCAGCAUCAUAGAAGGACGAAAAAAAGGUCAUGAGCGUGUUGGUUAAAACAGUUUACAUUGAAAACAGAGAGGGGAAAAUACAAUAUAGUGAUACAAUAUACAUGUAUAGUGAAGAAAAUGCAUGUAUGAAUACAUAUGUAUGAGCACCGAUAAUAUGAAAAAAUGGUGGAGCAAAAAUGUAAAUUGCAAAUUUAUGUCAGUGUAUUUAAUUUGUAUCUUUGUAUUUUAGAUUUAUGUUGAAUUGUUUUCUAAUUUUAUUUAAUUUUUGAUUUAAAAAAUAACAAAUUUGCAGUUAUUUUUUGUAUUUUUAUAUUUUUAUUUUCGAUUUAUUAUUUUUUUGAAAUUGUAUUUAUAGUGAUUCUUCAUUUAUAUUCAAUAUUUUUACAACGUUUUAUCUUGAUAUUAAAUGUUUUUUCUAUAAAUGUU